UAGUUGGUCGCCGCGAUUCGUCGAGUGGAGAAUUUUGCCCAUCUACCACUCGACAGGAGAUUUGCGGCCAGGAUUCGUGCCAUUCCGCUCCCGCUCCCGAAUCGUACCAUGGACGAAGACGUGAGCGAGGCCCUCAAGGACGGCUACAUGGUGCGCUCUCUUCCGCGCAUAGACUCGGCAAGCGAACCAGAUGACUUUGACGACACACCUUCGCUCGACGAAGCUGAGGAUACUGGAUAUAACUUGAUGAAGAUCAAUCGUCAGUCUACCGACUUGGAACAUGCCUUUGACCUCAGUCCGCCACCUCCCGCAAAGACAGACAAACGAGCCGAGAUCGUUGCGGAGCGCCUGUUCUCAGUCGAGCAUCUGGAUGUCAUUCUCAAAGACAAUGCCCAGCUGCAGCGGUUCACUACAUUCCUCAUGCGAUACCGCGCGCACUGCGUCCCGACUCUGGUGCGAUAUCUUGACUCGAAGAAAGCCUUGAAAGCGAUACAGUACGCCAAUGCACUGGCAGACCAAAUCACGCAACAACCGAGCUGGCCAACAAAAGCCGCUGCCGCGUCUCUCGAUCCGAAAUUCGAGGAGCUUUCUCAGCGCGCACUGGAUGAGCUUGUCGCAGAGGCUCUACCUGCAUAUAUUACCUUUAAUGUGGUGGACGUGGUAACAGAACUGCUCAACCAGGAGAUCAUUGGCAGGAUUACACCAGUCAUGCGCGAGCUGGUCCAUGGUUUGGCAGAAGUGUACUGUCUGAGCGAUCCGACGCAAGAAGGCAACCCUAUCGUUUUUGCCUCAGAUGAGUUCUACAACACGACUCAGUACGGCAGCGGAUAUGCGAUCGGGAAAUCCUGUCGCUUCCUUCAUGGACCAAAUACCGACAAGCGCGCCAUCGAGAGACUGGACAAGGCCGUCGAGGAGCAAGAAGAGGUCAACGAGACUGUGGUGCAAUAUCGACAAGAUGGCACUCCAUUUCUGGCACUUGUAAUGUUUGCGCCUCUGAAAGACAACAAGGGUGUUCUCCGCUACUUCAUCGGCGCGCGAAUUGAUGUGACCCAACUGGUAGAGGGCGGCAAGACGAUCGACUCCUUCCAUCAGCUACUCACUGGAGACCGCCCUGAAACACCUAUUGCGGACCCGCUAGAGAACAGACCUACACUCAAAGCUCUGCGGGAAUUCAGGGAUAUGUUGAAUGAUGAAGAAAAGGGAUCAAUAAGGGAAAGCGACUCACUGCGCACCGAUUCUAGACCUAGCUCACCGUGGCCACCCCAGAGCCCCACACAGCGCCGCUUCGUGGGCAUCGAGGAGCGGAUCUCUCAAGAAGGUCUUCGAUCUCGUUUUGCUGGACAAGUACCAGGAGUAUACCGAAACUACAUGCUCGUCCGUCCCUACCCUUCGCUCCGCAUAAUCUUCACCUCUCCCUCCCUCCGUAUCCCCGGCCUCUGCCAAUCCAAACUGCAAGACCACAUCGGCGGCCCCGAGCACGUCCGCGACUCCUUCAUCCAAGCCCUCGCGCAAGGCAUCGGCGUCACCGCCAAAAUCUCCUGGCUAACCCGCGUCACCCGCCCCGGCACACACCUCGACGUCCCCUUUGUCGACGACAACGCCAGCAUCCUCACCAGCGACCUGGAAGCCAUCGAGGGCAAGGCGCGCUGGAUCCACUGCACGCCGCUGACCGGCUCCGACGCCAAAGUCGGCGUCAUCAUGAUCAUCAUGGUCGACAAAGAAGACGCGGCCCACAACCUGUCGAACAUGGGCAGCUUAUCUGCGCCCAGCCCCGCCCGCCCGCGCGACUCCGCCGCGCCCCACGCCCGCGCAAAGAGCUACAACAGCUUCCGCGGCUUCGAGUACACGCCCGAGCGCUACCAGCACCGCUCGAGCCCCACGAGCACCGCGACGAGCACCACUCCGUCGGUGCGCGGCGACAACGUCCGCAAGGCGUCGCUGCGGUCGAUGGGCGGGAGCAGGCUGUAUGCGGACUAUAUGCGGGAUAUCCAGGGGGCGCAGAAGCGGGGGGAUUCGUUUGGGAGUCGGUCGCGCGAGCACGAGGAGCGCUCUAAUGGGCUGGGGUCGAUGGCUACGGCGGUCGCGGUUAAGAGUGUGAAUGGGCGGGGGAGAACGCGGAAGGUUGGGGGCACGCUUUGAGGACUGUGGAUUGUGGAUUAUGGUCUGUGGUUUGUAUUGUAUAACAUGGUGAUUAUAGGUCUUGAGUAUGA
This is a messenger RNA of Boeremia exigua, 2210 nucleotides long. RefSeq names its product PAS domain-containing protein. Lineage: Eukaryota; Fungi; Ascomycota; Dothideomycetes; Pleosporales; Didymellaceae. The record is from RefSeq and is a predicted model, not a curated record. The transcript is spliced from 5 exons. The coding region runs from base 109 to 2139 and encodes 676 amino acids. Gene Ontology annotation, cellular component: nucleus.